GGUACCCAAUUGAAAGCUACCAGUCCAUUUUGGACCAGAUAGUUCACUGCAUUCACAUGAGGGUACCCAAAUUGCUAUAUAUAAAUACAAUCUCACAUGCCCUAUUCUUCAUAUGGUAAAGCAAUUGGGAUAGAUUAAGUACCUGCUAAGAACAGAGUAGAAGAGAGAAUUAGGCAAUGCAAGAAUGAUUCAUUUGAAGCAAGGAGAUAUGCUUGCUCAAGUAGGAUCUGUAGUUGCUUGUUUAAUGUUUGUCUGGGCUAUGUUCAAACAGUACUUUCCUUAUGAACUGAGAGAUCGUCUUGAGAAGUACAAUAAACGAGUCUUCACUUUCGUUUACCCUUACAUUCAAAUCAAAUUCCAUGAGUUCACUGGAGAGCGUCUGAUGCGCAGCGAAGCUUACUCUGCUAUUGAGACUUACCUUAGCUCUAGUUCUUCUAUGCAGGCCAAGCGGCUCAAGGCUGAGGUAGUCAAGAACAAUCAGGCGCUUGUUCUGAGCAUGGAUGAUCACGAAGAGGUUGCUGACGAAUUCAAAGGAGUCAAGCUAUGGUGGGUUUCUAGGAAGAAUGCUUUCAAGUCACAGACAUUAUCUUUCUAUCAGGUCACAGAUGAGAAAAGGUACUACAAGCUCAAAUUCCACAAGAGACAUAGAGAUCUCAUCAUUGGGCCAUACCUUAAUCAUGUCCUGAAAGAGGGUAGGGCACUAAAGGCGAAAAAUCGCCAGCGGAAGCUUUACACUAAUAAUGGAUCUUACUGGAGCCAUGUAGUGUUCGAGCAUCCGGCUACAUUCAAGACACUAGCAAUGGAGCCAGAGAAGAAGAAGGAGAUAAUGGAUGACCUGAUCACAUUCAGCCAGUCAGAAGAAUUCUAUCAAAGAAUUGGCAGGGCCUGGAAGCGAGGUUAUCUCCUGUACGGUCCACCAGGGACCGGUAAGUCCACUAUGAUUGCAGCCAUGGCCAAUCUUUUGAAUUAUGAUAUUUAUGAUCUAGAAUUAACUGCUGUAAAGGACAACACUGAGCUGAGAAAGCUAUUAAUUGAGACAUCAAGGAAGUCCAUUGUUGUGAUUGAGGACAUUGAUUGCUCUCUUGAUCUCACUGGUCAAAGGAGGAAGAAAAAGGAGGAAGAAAAGGAGGGGGAUGAAAAGGAACAAAAACCAAAACUGCCAAAGGAAGAAAGAGAUAGCAAAAACAGCCAAGUUACUCUUUCUGGGUUAUUGAAUUUCAUUGAUGGGCUAUGGUCAGUUUGUGGAGGAGAAAGGCUAAUCGUCUUCACAACAAAUUUUGUGGAGAAACUUGACCCAGCUCUUAUCAGGAAAGGAAGGAUGGACAAGCACAUAGAGUUGUCCUAUUGCAGCUUUGAAGCGUUCAAGGUGUUGGCUAACAAUUACCUUCAGCUUGAAUCACAUCAGCUUUUUGCUAAAAUUAGUGACUUGUUGGGGGAAGCAAAAAUGACUCCUGCGGAUGUCGCUGAGCAUUUGAUGCCAAAGAUUGUUCCUGGAAAUGCUCAAGUCUGCUUGGAGAGUCUCAUUGGAGCCCUUGAAACGACAAAAGAGAAAGCGAAGUUGAAAGCCGAGGAAGAAGCACGAGAGAAGGAAGCAUCGUCAGCCAAAGAGGAAGCAAAAGAGGCAGACAACAAGGCCUUAAUAUUAGAAAGCUAAAAAAUCAAUGGUGAUUUGUUAAUAAAAUUGGCAGAAUUUAAGGAUUGAACAAGAACUAUUGUCUUGUCUCCAUGGUACUCGGCAGAAUAAGGCCAUGUCCUAUAGUGAAGAGGAAGAAGAGCUUGAUUGGGCUUGA
Molecule: messenger RNA, 1790 nt
Organism: Hevea brasiliensis (rubber tree)
Lineage: Eukaryota; Viridiplantae; Streptophyta; Magnoliopsida; Malpighiales; Euphorbiaceae
Product: AAA-ATPase ASD, mitochondrial-like
Exons: 1
Coding region: 185-1654 (489 amino acids)
Molecular function (GO): ATP binding; ATP hydrolysis activity
Source: RefSeq, a predicted model, not a curated record